Molecule: messenger RNA, 981 nt
Organism: Tuber aestivum (summer truffle)
Lineage: Eukaryota; Fungi; Ascomycota; Pezizomycetes; Pezizales; Tuberaceae
Source: the annotation of a GenBank genome assembly
AUGAAGACGAAAACCGCACCACAACCACCGCCAAUCUCUCACGCCCACCAUGCCCCACCAGCGCAUAUCCGCGCCUUGCAUAAAGCGCACCAAAAAUCGCCCCUAACGUCGUCUACAGUCCUCGACUUUGAAAAUCUCCCUCCGAACUUCUCGUCCUCCCUUCCCGCCAUCGCAACUUCAACAAUCAGCGCUUCCGUCGCAUCAGCGGCAUUUUCCGCAUUCAGCGAUGAUGCAGACGCGACGAGAGUUGAGACCGACAUACGCGUUUACAAAGUCGCCUCGGUUCCCGGACUACAGGUGAUACCCAACUUGCUCCCUCCAUCGUUACAAAAGACCCUGUUGCGCAAACUGCUAUUCCGCGACCUCUCCGACCCGCGUCAUAGAACGAACCUGCACGCCCACUACCACUUGCCUCCCCCACCGCCAGACGUAGGUUCGUAUUUCGAGUCAUCCCCGGAGACUACCUUCCGAGCGAUGAACGCCGACGGACGAGACUUAUCCAUCAGCCGCAUGCUCGAUAAAAAACUCCGAUGGGUGACGCUUGGUGGGCAAUACGAUUGGUCUCUGAAAAAAUACCCGCUGGAUCCCUCCUCGCUGCCCGAGUUCCCCGCGGAUAUUUGUGCGCUCGUGAACUCGCUAUUCGGGAUCACGGCGCAGGCGGCCAUUGUCAAUAUUUACUCGCCAGGGGAUACGCUGGCGCCUCAUCGUGAUGUCUCUGAGGCAAGUUCUGCGCCGCUGGUCAGUAUUUCGUUCGGUUGUGAGGCGCUUUUUAUCGCAGGGGUUGGGGAGGACGAGGGUGUUGUAGUUAGGGUAAGGAGUGGUGAUGCAGUCAUCAUGAGCGGGGAGGCGAGGUGGGCAUGGCAUUCCGUACCCACAGUUGCUGCUGGGACGUGCCCAGAGUGGCUGGAGGAGUGGCCGGAGGAGAGGACCGAAUGGAUGAGGGGAAAAAGGGUUAAUUUGAAUGUGAGGCAAAUGUGGGAU